Messenger RNA from Plasmodium gonderi, 5271 nucleotides. RefSeq lists its product as hypothetical. The record is from RefSeq and is a predicted model, not a curated record. Lineage: Eukaryota; Apicomplexa; Aconoidasida; Haemosporida; Plasmodiidae. The transcript is spliced from 3 exons. Bases 1 to 5271 code for a protein of 1756 amino acids.
AUGAUAACAACUCGUAUCCUCUUAGAACGAGUAGUAUUCGUUGCUAUACUUGUUGGUGCAACAAUAUUCUUCAUUGAUUUCAUGAAGAUAUACGAUGUCUCUAUUGGAUACAAAAGUUUUUUCUCGCUCCUUCUAAUAUACAUUGUAUCCUAUUUUUUGGCCAUUCUACCAGAAAUAAGCAAUUCCAUAAAGUAUACCUUGCUUUAUAAAACUAGAAAACAAAAAAUAUAUUCGUACUCACUAAAAAAAGAUGAAUCGACAAGAAGGAAGAACAGUGACAGGGAUCUCAAACUCGAUCAUCUAAUAGAUACCAAUUUUCUGUACAUGAAUCAGGACUCUUAUCAAAUGGUUAAUUGUGAUAAUAGUUACACAACAAGUGAGAACUGUUCAGGGGAUGAAGCCUACGCGUUUUUCACAGAUAAGAUUCAAUUAAGUGAUGAAACUUCUUCAGUAGGAGACGUGAACAAGCCAUACCAUACAAACAUCAAGGGGACGAGUGAAUUCUAUAGGGAUACCAAGAGAAGACAUCGAAAAAGAGGAAAACAAAAAGAAAGGUAUCGAAAAAAUGAUAUAAACGACUAUGUUCUAAAUAAGAGAGGGAAACACAAAAAAUAUAUCAUAGAUAGCUGCGAAGAAUUUGAAAAGAUAUGUCUGAACGAUCAAAGAAAAACUUUAAAAAUGAAAGACAAAAUUAUAAAGUAUAUAGAAUUGAACGAUUCUGAAAAUUCCAAGGAGGCACAUGUGGAUGUUGAAGCAGCCGAUGGUGCAGCAGUGGAUGGUGUAGCAAUGGAUGAAAUGCUGCUAAAAUUUAAUGGAAAAAAUUUUGGAGAAUAUUACAACCCACAUAAUGGGAUAGAUGUUAAGGCGAAUAAAAAGAACAUAGGAUCUUUUCUUUAUGACACAAAAUAUUUAAACAUACAAAAUGAAGAAUACACGGAAGAAAAUAUCCGAUUUGAAAAGGAUAGAAAAAAAUACCUAUGUUUUAAGCUAAAUAAUAUGUUGCGUAAACAGAGAGAAAUAAAAAAAUGGAAAACUAGUUACUUCUCUGGAUUUCGGUCCAACACAAAUAUGUAUACAUUACACAGUUUUUAUGACAGAAAUAAACAUAUACCAAAAGAUACGGAUUUUUCAAGGUGGCAUAACUUACUUCUCAAAUUAAUAGUAAACAUACAAGUGGUAUUUGUGAAAUUUUGUAAGAAUACAUCAUUUAUAAUUUCUGAUUUGAUAAUAACUCUUAUGCUACAUAUUGCUUGGCUUAGUGUAUACAAAUAUUUGCAACGAAAUAAUGUAGAUACAGAUACAGGGAUGUUUAAUUGGAACACUGAAAGUAUCCCAGCAAUUUUUACAACUAUCGAAGGAUAUAUACAAUAUUUUAUUCUUUAUGACAUGUGUAUAAAAUUUUUUCUUUUUUUUUCUGCUAAACAUAUAUUAAGUUUUUGGUUUUUAUUAAAUUUGAUGAAUAGUCCAUUUUUAUACAUACUCGUAUCGUAUGUGACAAAUAGUCCUUUUAAAAAACAUGGAUGGCUGUAUUUAACAUGUCCAUUUCGAUUUCUUAACUUUUUGAGAAUUGAAAAUUUAUUUGGUCAAAGUAACAAUCACAACAAGAUAAAUUUCCCAGUUAUUACAUUGUCUAUUCAGAUAUUAGUUGUCAUAUAUACAUAUGCAUGUAUCCAUUUUUUAAUUGAACAGCCAUGUAGAGGUGACUAUCAAAUAUAUGAUUAUAUCUUUUCUGGAAUGCAGACAGUUUCCACUGCAGCUAUGGGAAGAGGGACAUGUUUUCCAUACACAUUACAAGCGAAAAUUACACACACAUUUUACAUUUUUAUGAUUUUCACAUAUAUACAUUACAAAAUCAGAUAUUUGAAAAAUCAUAUGGUAGAAGAAAAAAAAAUAUAUGGAAAAAUACCCAAUAUUGGUGCACGAUAUUUUGUUAUCAUAGGUCAUAUUAAACCCAUAUCUUUAUAUGUAAUUAUUAACGAAUUACAAUCUACCUAUAAUAAUUUGGAUGAAAUUAUAUUUUUAACAAGUCUACCAGUAAAAUUUUAUUUAAAUAUCAUACGAUUGUUAAAUAAAAAAGGUUCUUGUCAAAUUAGCCUUUGUUUGUAUGAUUUAAAUAAGCCCUUUCCCUUGAAAAUUAAAAAAAUAAUUUCAUAUAGUAGAGGAAUUUUUAUAUGCAACAAUGUUAUGAAUACUCACCAUAAUAUUAAUAAUGAUAUGGAAACAUUAAAAAGACAUAAUGAAAUUACUUCUCUCGGACCAUUCAACAAAUAUAUAUCUGUGCUUCUCAACAACAUGUGUAACCAUAAUAUUCUACUCAAAAGAAGUAACAGAAAUGUAAUUUGUUUAAACGAAUUGAAGAUGAAACUUUUUGCAAAAACAUUGGACGAUUGUCCUGGUAUGUUCUUUCUAAUCCUUUUAUUUUUUAUUAAUACCCCACAAAAGUUGAAGUCUAAGUAUACUUAUAUCUUGAGCAAGUAUUUCAAUAACUUGCAGAUGAAACUGAAUCAAGAAAUUUCUUUCUUUGCUUCAUCAGAUGAAGAGGAUAUUCAGCAGGAAAAUCACAAGACUAAACAACGUGAGAGUGACAGAAAAGGAGUUCAAAACAAUGAUAAGCAAAUCAAACAUAACAAGAAAAAACAAUGUAACUUUAAGUCUAUGCAUAAUUUUAUCUUUAAAAAUAACUUGCAUUACAGUGAAGAGGAUCGAGCUGGGGAAAGAAUGACCUCACAAAGCAGCACUGCCAGCAGAAAAAAUAACGAGAGUAACUUUUGCAAAAUUGAGUUCAAAACAAGGAAAUCUGAAAGAGAGGAAAACUCAGCGCAUGGUAGAGAUGAGUGCAACAGAGAUGGGUGCAGCAGGGAUGGGUGGGAGAGAAACAAACGUGACAAUGCUGGACUGAAGGAAAAUCAUCCGGAUCUGAAUUCUGUACAUUUUAAGAAAGGGAAAAGCGCUAGAUACUCCGUUUCUUUUCUAAAAAGAAUGAAAUGUGCAACACAAAAUGGAAAAAAGAAGAAAAUACCGCUUCGAAGUUUUCUAUCUCACGAUUUUGACGAAAAUAUUUGCUUCAAUUCUUACAACAAUUAUAUGCACUACAUAAAAGGGAUAAGAUACAACAUUUACAAAAUUAAACUACCUUGCAGCUUUCUGAAUUUUCAUUUUAUAUCUAUCGUUCAAUAUAUGUACAUGAAUUAUAAUGCUUUCUUGAUAGGUAUCAUAAAUAAGUACGACGAAAUAGUACUGAAUCCAGUUCAUUUUGUUUACAACUCUUUAGAUGUUCAAUUCAUUUUGCUAACAGACAAGUACAACAUUUUGCAAAAAAUACAAAACACUAAAAAGGUGCAACUUGAUUGGUUAAACAACAUAGAUUAUGUUAAAAUAAAAAAAAAUGAACCCUCGAAAGAGAAAAAAUCUCACAAGUACGAAAUCUCCCCGUCUCACAGCCAACAUGAUUACUACAUAGAAAUGAACAAAUUGAAAAAUCAAAAUGGAAUUUAUUUCAAUCCAGUUUUGAAUAUAUUUCGAGUUGAUAAUUAUUUACUGGCUCUGGAAGUUUUCCGCAUUAAAAGAGGUAUUUAUCACCCAUGCAUGGAAAAAGGAACUUCAAGUAGAAAUGACCAUUCAAAUGAUCGAAUAUUACAUCAACAGAAGAGGAAAAAUAACCCCCCUGAGUCAUUGAAUUAUGAGUCAUUGAAUUCUGAGUCAUUGAAUUCUGAGUCAUUAAAUUCUAAGUCAUUGAAUUCUAAGCCAUUGAAUUAUGAGUCAUUAAAUUCUAAGUCAUUGAAUUCUAAGCCAUUGAAUUAUGAGUCAUUGAAUUAUGAGUCAUUAAAUUCUAAGUCAUUAAAUGCUAAGCCAUUGAAUUCUAAGCCAUUGAAUUCUGAGUCUUUGAAUUUACAUAAAGGAGAAGCCUCUCGCGAGGAAAGAAAAUCUGCAAGGGGUGAACAAAACGGAGAGAUAAACCAUCGACAGGAGCAUGGGUGCAAGGAAUCUGAUCCCAAUGCAACCAAUGCGUUAAGAAGAAAGCAAAAAGAGGAUUUUAUCUUAUUAAUUUAUUGGCCUCAAUCUAUCAAUACAUUUCUGAAAGUUUUGCAUAAACGGAAAAAACACAAUAUUAUCAUACUGAGCGAUCAAAUUCCAUCGUAUAUACAUAACAAUAAAUUGCCUAAGUAUAACAUUUGCUAUAUACAAAAGUCACCGCUAAUCUUAUUCAACCUAAUCCUUUCAGGAAUUUUGUGUUGUAAGAAAUGUAUUAUUUUUAAAAAUUAUUUAAAAUUAAAUUCGCAUCACAAUAUUAUAUCGUAUAAUGAGAAGGCGGAAAAUAUAAAUUAUUUUGAUUACAUGUGUGAACGUAAUGAUAGUGAUUUGAUUAUAAUUUUUAAUAAUAUACAAAAUAUAUUUCGAAGAAGAGACAUUAAUGAUUCUCUAGUUGAUUAUUACAUACAAGAAGAAAGUACAGAAAAAAAUAGAUAUGAUAAUUAUUUAUUUAAAAAAAAAAAACAAGAAAAAAAAAAAAAUUUUGAAAAUGAACAUGUAGAAGGAGGAAACUGUCAAAAUGUGAAAGAGGAAUUGUCACAAAAUGAAAAUAUGGAUAAAAUAUAUAGCAACUUGAGAAAUAAUAAGAAUAAAAAUAUAAAGAGAAAUAUUUACUUAUUAAUAGAAUUAAAUAAUACAUUAUCUGUGCAAUACUUAAAUAAUGAAAUGUACACAAAUGUAGACAUUCUGAAAAAAAAAAGAAAUAAAAUGGUGAACAUGAGUAAAGCACAUAACUUAUUAUUUAUCGAAAAUUAUAAAAAACAAAUACAUUUUUUUAAAUAUGGAAAUUUGCUAGUAGAAAAUAUUUAUAAAAAAAUCGAACAUAUCUUUGUUGAUAAUUAUUAUUUUUAUUUAUAUUUUUUACAAUUUACUUCUGCCAGUGUUUUUAUCGACGAACUUAUUUAUCAUUUUAUUGGAUACACAUUUCCCAUUAAAAACAACUCUCUCAGCAUUAACACAAUUGAGGCAUUCAUAAAUGGUACAUAUGCAGACACUUCUAAGACAAUAAAGACAGAUUUGCUCCUCAAAAACAUAAACCCAAAGUAUCACUCCAGGAAUUUUUUCUUUCUCUUCCAGAAGUACCUUAAGAGGGGAUCAAUCAUAAUAGGCAUUUAUCGGUGCAAUGAGGAGAAUAACAUGAACAUAGUCAUCCCGUGCCCUCAGCGGAAUUUUAUAAUGCACAGAACCGACAAGGUCUACGUGAUUCAAAGCGAAUACAAAACACGAGAAGGACAUCCGUGA